CCCGACGUCGGGAACGCGGCCUGCUCCUGUGCGUGCGUGCGCGAGACAGACGUAGACAAACGCGAAGUGGAGAAGGAAGGGAGAGGAGGAGAUUGGGUGAUUAUGGCGGCGGUGGCCGGGACCUCGGCGCGACUUCGGCGAUAUGUGGUGGCCCCGGCGGGGCAACAUAGCGCCUCUCUGAUCAUGCUGCACGGUUCAGGUGAUUCUGGCCAAAGAUUCAGAGGAUGGAUCAACCAAGUUUUAAAUCACGAUUUAGUUUUUCAGCACAUAAAAAUUAUUUAUCCAACUGCUCCUUCCAGGCCAUAUACACCAAUGAAUGGAGGACUCUCCAAUGUGUGGUUUGAUAGAUAUAAAAUAUCAAAUGAUUGCCCAGAACACCUUGAAUCUAUUGACUCAAUGUGCCAAGUUCUUGCAAAUUUGAUUGAUGAAGAAGUAAAGAAUGGUAUAAAGAAGAAUAGAAUACUAGUCGGGGGAUUUUCAAUGGGGGGCUGCAUGGCACUACAUUUAGCAUUUAGAAAGCAUCGUGAUCUGGCUGGAGUAUUUGCACUUUCUAGUUUUCUCAAUAAAGCCUCUGCUGUUUAUCAGGCUCUCCAGAAGAAUGAGGAUGCACUUCCUGAAUUAUUUCAGUGUCAUGGCACUACUGAUGAGUUAGUUCUUCAUUCAUGGGGUGAAGAGACAAAUUCAAUUUUGAAAUCACUGGGAGUAAGCACAACAUUUCAUAGUUUCCCAAAUCUUUAUCAUGAGUUAAACAGAACUGAGCUAGAGAAAUUAAAAUCUUGGAUUCUUGAGAAGCUACCAAAAGAAAUAGAAACACCAAGUGAAUAAAUCAAGUGUUUGUGUUUCUAAAUCAUAUGUGUUUGUAAUGUCCUUAUUAUGAGAAGUGAAAUUUGCUGUCAAAAUAUUUUAUAAUCAGUGAUGAUUCCAAUUAAAUGAAACUGAUAUCAUGUACUAACUUGUAUAUAAUCAUUCUUUAUUUUGGCUUUUGUACUUUUGUACUUUUCCCUGUAUUGUCAUUAGUUACUUAGAGCCUCAGAAUAGUUGAUCUAUAGAUUAUAGAAUUAUACAAUUUCACAAAAUUAUCUUAAAGAUCUCUAUAAUAUCCCUACGUGCAGUUUGCAUGUAACAGCAUUAAAUGGGACAGGAUAGUCUGAAGUUGAUCAUUUCUAUUUAUAGAUUACUUUGCAAGCUUUAUUUAACUCAUUCUUAUAUUUAAUUUCAUCAUAAAUUUUAUGGCAAUCUAGAGGUAUAAUUGGAUUUUUCCUUAUUAAUUAAUAUAACUUUUAAAUCUCUCAAUCAACUAAACUCAAAUUCCUCAUUCUCUUAAUCUCUUAAACAGAUAUUAAAGUUGUCAAAUAUGUUAUUUACUAAUAAUAGAAAGUACACCAAAGAAAUAAUUAUUGACAGUGUCUUAGCUGUGAGAAUGAUCUCAGAGUUAUCUUUAAGCACUAUUGGUGGAAUUAUAAUUUUUUAAUCACUCUAAAAAGCAAUUUAGAAUUAAUAAUGCCUAAAAAGUUAUUAAACUGUGCGUACCCUUUGACUCAACAAUAUAGCUUUUAACUUUAUGUCCCAAAGAGAUCAAAGAAAGAGAAAGAUAUCCAUCUGCAUAGAUUUAUAGCAGUUUUUGUUUUUUGUUUUUUGUUUUGUUUUUUGUUUGUUUGUUUUUUUUUUGUGGUAGCAAUGAAUUGGAAACUGAGGAGAUGCUCAUUUCUUGGAAAAUGGCCAAAUAAGUUAUGGUAUAUGAUCAUGAUGGAAAACUUUUUUGCUUUAAGAAAUGAUAGAGGAUUAGUUUCUGAAAAAUCUGGGAACACUAUGAAUGUGAAGUAAUUGGAUUUGGGAGAAUAAUUUAUAUAACAACAUCAUAAACUUGGAAGUUUGAAAUUGUGGUUGAUCAUUGCUAUCAAAGAACUUAUGAUGAAAUAUACUCUCUACCUCUAAAUAGAGAGGUGAUGGAUUCAGAGUGUCUAUCUUUCUUUCUCUUCUUUUUUUUUUCUUUCAUUUCUUCUUUCUUUCUCUUUCUAGACAAGGCCACUGCAGGAAUUUGUUUUUCAAAACUAUGUAUAUUUGUAAUGGGCUUUGUUUUUCUUGCCUUCAAAAUAAGUAGGGAGUGGGAGGGAGAAUUUGGGAGUGAGAAUAAAAGAAAAUUGAAUUGGAAUUUCCUCUAAAUAUUAUUAUAACUGAAGAUAACUUCAUUUUCAUUCAAGAUAUUAAACAAAGUCUUUUCUCAAGAAUUCUCUUCACAAUAUUAAAUUUCAUAAUGUAGAGCUCUUCCCCUUUCUCCCCUUUGGACAUUGAUAAUGUGGGAAUUUGUUUUGAUAAACUAUAUAAAUAUAUUUAUGAAGGGUUUUGUUUUUCUUCCCUUAUGAAUAGGGGGGGGAGAAAGGGGGAGGAGAAUUGAAAAUAAAAUUGAAAUUAAAAUUUUUCCUUGAUUUUA
Molecule: messenger RNA, 2431 nt
Organism: Antechinus flavipes (yellow-footed antechinus)
Lineage: Eukaryota; Metazoa; Chordata; Mammalia; Dasyuromorphia; Dasyuridae
Gene: LYPLAL1
Product: lysophospholipase like 1
Exons: 5
Coding region: 103-825 (240 amino acids)
Biological process (GO): protein depalmitoylation
Cellular component (GO): cytoplasm
Molecular function (GO): carboxylic ester hydrolase activity; palmitoyl-(protein) hydrolase activity
Source: RefSeq, a predicted model, not a curated record